This is a messenger RNA of Ambispora leptoticha, 217 nucleotides long. The record is from the annotation of a GenBank genome assembly. NCBI's taxonomy places the organism in Eukaryota, Fungi, Glomeromycota, Glomeromycetes, Archaeosporales, Ambisporaceae.
UUUCCUUUUCGGACUUAAUUUUAACGUGGAUGGUGCUGAAUGGAUGGCGCCUUGUCCACUUUUUACAUAUUUGGGUAUUCAUUUAUAUAUUUGCCGCGAGAUUGAAGAUCUCGAAUACGGUGUUGCAUCAAAAAGUCGUAACGGCGGGCAAUCCGUUUCAAUACGUUAUCCAGAUAUAAGCAAUGUUGAGAUUUCGGGGAAUUUCAUGUUCGGUUGA